Messenger RNA from Hipposideros armiger (great roundleaf bat), 4927 nucleotides. It is a transcript of the gene UHRF2, whose product is annotated as ubiquitin like with PHD and ring finger domains 2. The coding region runs from base 339 to 2753 and encodes 804 amino acids. NCBI's taxonomy places the organism in Eukaryota, Metazoa, Chordata, Mammalia, Chiroptera, Hipposideridae. The record is from RefSeq and is a predicted model, not a curated record. Gene Ontology annotation, biological process: negative regulation of gene expression via chromosomal CpG island methylation; protein ubiquitination. Gene Ontology annotation, molecular function: ubiquitin protein ligase activity; protein binding. The transcript is spliced from 16 exons.
UGACCUCCAUGUGGGAGCUAGAGCUCUAUAAGUAAACACUCCGCGCCGCGCAGACAAGGCUUCUUCCUAUUUGUGAGGCGGGGGCUGCAGCGGCGGCGGCGCCUCCGACUAGUUCCGGUUUCCUUUCCUCCUCUACUCCGCUGGGCGGGUGCGCGGUCUAGGAGUUGCGGCUGCCUGUCCGGCCCGGCGUCUGGUCGGUUUUCCUCGCUUGUGCGCGCACUCGCCCGCCGGCCGCGGAGAGCCGGAGCCACCGGGGAAGCGGCGCGGGCCGGGCGGGGCGCGGUGCCCUGAGCACAGGGGGAGACAAAGCGGAGCCAGCCCCGUCUCCCGGCGCCAAGAUGUGGAUCCAGGUUCGCACCAUCGACGGCUCCCAGACGCGCACCAUUGAGGACGUGUCUCGUAAAGCCACAAUUGAGGAGCUGCGCGAGCGGGUGUGGGCGCUGUUCGACGUGCGGCCCGAGUGCCAGCGCCUCUUCUACCGGGGCAAACAGUUGGAAAAUGGAUAUACUUUAUUUGAUUAUGAUGUUGGACUGAAUGAUAUAAUUCAGCUACUAGUUCGCCCAGACCCUGAUCUUCCUAGCACGUCUAAACAGACUGAUGUACAGGCCAAACCUUGUUCUAAUAAUCCACCUAAAGGGAAGAAAACCCCAAGAGUGGGACCUUCCAGUCAGCCGUCUACAUCAACUCGUGAUUUUCUUAUUGAUCCUGGCAUUGGACUAUAUAAGGUAAAUGAAUUGGUGGAUGCCAGAGAUGUCGGCCUUGGUGCUUGGUUUGAAGCACGUAUACAUAGUGUUACUAGAGCUUCUGAUGGACAUUCACGUGGCAAAACUCCACUGAAGAAUGGCAGUUCUUGUAAAAGGACUAAUGGAAAUGUAAAUCAUAAUUCCAAAGAGAACACAAAUAAAUUGGACAAUGUACCCUCUACAUCUAAUUCAGAUUCUGUUGCUGCUGCUGAAGACGUUAUUUAUCAUAUCGAGUAUGAUGAAUACCCAGAAAGUGGUACUGUAGAAAUAAAUGUGAAGGAUCUUCGACCACGAGCUAGAACCACUUUGAAAUGGAAUGAACUAAAUAUUGGUGAUGUGGUAAUGGUUAACUACAAUGUAGAAAGUCCUAGUAAUAGAGGAUUUUGGUUUGAUGCAGAAAUUACUGCAUUGAAGACAAUCUCCAGGACCAAAAAAGAACUUCGUGCGAAUAUUUUCUUGGGGGGUUCUGAAGGAAAAUUAAAUGACUGCCAGAUAACAUUCGUAAAUGAAAUCUUCAAGAUCGAGAAACCUGGAGCCCAUCCUCUUUCAUUGGCAGAUGGAAAGUUUUUAAGGAAAAAUGACCCUGAAUGUGACUUUUGUGGUGGAGACCCAGAUAAGAACUGCCAUUCUUGCUCCUGUCGUGUGUGUGGCGGAAAACAGGAACCCAGCAUGCAGCUUCUCUGUGAUGAGUGUAACAUGGCCUAUCACAUUUACUGCUUAAAUCCACCUUUGGAUAAGGUCCCUGAAGAGGAAUACUGGUAUUGUCCUUCCUGUAAAACUGAUUCCAGUGAAGUUGUUAAGGCUGGUGAAAGACUCAAGAUGAGUAAAAAGAAAGCAAAGAUGCCAUCAGCUAGUACAGAAAGCCGGAGAGACUGGGGCAGGGGAAUGGCUUGUGUUGGUAGAACUAGAGAAUGUACCAUUGUUCCUUCUAAUCAUUAUGGACCUAUUCCUGGGAUUCCUGUUGGAUCAACUUGGAGAUUUAGAGUUCAGGUGAGCGAAGCAGGUGUGCAUAGGCCCCAUGUUGGUGGAAUUCAUGGUCGAAGUAAUGAUGGGGCUUAUUCUCUUGUCCUGGCUGGUGGAUUUGCAGAUGAAGUAGACCGAGGUGAUGAAUUCACAUACACUGGGAGUGGUGGUAAAAACCUUGCUGGUAAUAAAAGAAUUGGUGCACCAUCGGCAGAUCAAACAUUAACAAACAUGAACAGGGCAUUGGCCCUAAACUGUGAUGCUCCAUUGGAUGAUAAAAUUGGAGCAGAGUCUCGGAAUUGGAGAGCUGGUAAGCCAGUCAGAGUGAUACGCAGUUUUAAAGGGAGGAAGAUCAGCAAAUAUGCUCCUGAAGAAGGCAACAGAUAUGAUGGCAUUUAUAAGGUGGUGAAAUACUGGCCAGAGAUUUCAUCAAGCCAUGGAUUCUUGGUUUGGCGCUAUCUUUUAAGAAGAGACGAUGUUGAACCUGCUCCUUGGACCUCAGAGGGAAUAGAACGGUCAAGGAGACUAUGCCUACGUUUACAGUAUCCAGUAGGCUACCCUUCAGAUAAGGAAGGGAAGAAGACUAAAGGACAGUCAAAGAAGCAGGCCAGUGGGGCCUCAAAAAGGCCGAUUCCAGAUGAUGAUGAUUGUCCAAGUGCCUCCAAAGUGUUCAAAGCAUCAGAUUCAGCAGAACCAGUUGAGGCUUUCCAACUAACCUCUCAACAACAACAUCUAAUCAGAGAAGAUCAUCAAAACCAGAAGCUAUGGGAUGAAGUGCUUGCAUCUCUCGUGGAAGGACCAAAUUUUCUGAAAAAAUUGGAACAAUCUUUUAUGUGUGUCUGCUGCCAGGAGCUAGUUUACCAGCCUGUGACAACAGAUUGCCUCCACAAUGUCUGUAAAGAUUGCUUACAGCGCUCUUUUAAGGCUCAAGUUUUCUCCUGCCCUGCUUGUCGGCAUGACCUUGGCCAGAAUUACAUCAUGGUUCCCAAUGAGACUCUGCAGACUCUACUUGACCUUUUCUUCCCUGGAUACAGCAAAGGACGAUGAUCUGUCUACUUCUACUGUAUUGUUCCUGGUGAUUUUUUUGGACAAUAAGGAAUCUAAAAUGGUUGGGGGUGGGUGGGGAUGGAAGCAACGGUGGACCAUAUUUCUCAUGUUCUGAAGCAGCUAAUCCUCUUUCCUACAUAGCCAUCAUCUUGUGUGUGUAGUAAGAGGCCCAUUUCUCAGCUGUCUUUUAAAUAUCAAAAGGUAGUUCCUGUAAGUAACAACUAGUUGUAAUGAGUAAAAGUCAAACAGCCUCAGCUCUAGUUGAUAUCCAAGUUAUGAUUUAUUUUGCAACUACCUCAGGACAGAAAAGAUUUAUGGGGAUUUUUUAAAUCAUUGAAUAAUUAGUUAAAUGAAAUUUUAGCUACACACUGCCUCCCAAAUAUUAGUUGUGCCUGGUUCAUGUAAUUUGAUUUUACAGAAAAGGAAAUGACACUUGAGAUUGUUGGAAUGAACGCAGCUUCUGUAGUGUGCAUAAUACAUUUUUAAUGUCUUCUUCCAUUACGAUGUGUGUUUUGCAAGGACAGGUUCAUUUUUUAGCCCAUUUUUGUGAGCCCCAUUGUGCUUUUUUUCUGGUGUUUUAUGCAAGUUGACUACUAAUGACUAAUGAGAACAAUAUGAAUGCGUUGUUGCUGCAUUAGUGUAAUGUGGUGUGGUUUUGCACUUAAAAAAGAGGUAUUCAGAUACUCUAACUGUAAAUGUUUAUGAAAAGCCUCUUCUGUAUUAGUCAAACUGCUUUUAGUGAGUCUUACCAGUGGUUUUACAUCUGCAGAGCAUUGAGGACUGGGCUGAUUUUUUGAGAGGAUGAGAUUGCUUCAUAUUGUGACCCUAAAUUUUAUAUUCACUAUACUCCCUAAAGUAUACCUUAAUAAAUAUUUUAUGACCAGCAAAAUAGCUCAUCUUGCUUCACUGUUUUAUAUUUGUCUGUCUCAUAGUAUUUUAAAGAAUCAAUCAUUUCCAGAGUAUUUCAUUGUACAUUUUUAUUGAAACACACCUUUUGCACAAUUUUUUACUCUUGAUUUUUGGUAAUGAGAACUCGUAUGAAAUCUUAAGCUCUAAGGACAGAUUUCACCCUGGGUUUGACCUUUUUUUUUUAACGUUUUUUAUUUCACUAAAUGGGAAAAUUUUUAAUAUAAGAAAGAACAACCUUUCAUCUAUAACAACUUCAUUCUUAUGUUCAAUUUUAUUAUAAUCAGUGCUACUUUUUAUUUCAGACACAAGAAUAUUCUAAAAUGUAGUUUUAGUCUCAAACUAUAUUGUUUUAUUAUCAUCAGAGAAAAGUUUUAACUUGAUCAAGCCGUUUUUUUCUACCCCUGAAUUCAGAGCCAUAUAUAUAGCCAAUCUUUGUUGAAUAUUUGCUUUGUACUAGUCAUUUAUAUGUUUUUAUGUGUAUUCAUUUUAUACUACUGACAAUCGUAAGAGGGAGGUGCUGUUAUCCCCAUCUUAUGGAUGAAUAUCAAAGGCAUAGAAAGGUUAAGAAACUUGCCGGAGUUCAUAUGCCAAGGAAGUAGCAGAACUGUGCUAUAAAUGUAGGCAUUCUGAACCCAGAUCUGGCAAAUUUUACUUCUGGGCUAUAUAGACUCUCAUAUUUGAAUAUAAGCCAAACUAGUUUCAUUGCUUUUCCUGUAUUCAGUAAAUUCAAAAUCAUAUUCUGGGAAACAUUUACAGCACAGUGAUUAGAGCUGUCUGUCACGUAGGGUUAUAAAUGUUGGAAUCAUUUUUAUUUUGAUGAAUCAAAUUCUUAGAUUGAAAAUGAAUCAUUAAAUUGUGUCAUCUGGUGUUGUAAUUCCCUCCUGCAUUGGCCAUAUCUCUGCAUGAAGAGUGGGGAAUAUCUCCCAGUUUCAGCUACUUGAACUGGUUUAGUUCUACCACUUUUAUUAGUAAAAUAAGUGAUUCUCACAGUUUACACAUAUCUAUUGUCUUAAUUUUUCUAUAAUAAUAGACUGGGAAAGAAAGCUGUUUCUAGCUUAACAUGUUCACAAGUGUCGAGGAUGGUCCAAAGCCAAGCAAUUCUUUGUUGCUCUUAAAGUUUUUUUAAAGACUUUGUUUUUUAACAUAAAUAUCUGUUUCUAUCUGAAAGAUACAGACUUUUAGAAAACAUAAACACAAUACCCUUGUCACACAUGUGAAACAAAAAUUUAACAGUAAUUAAAUCAAAUACCUAGUAAAUGUUCAAA